This is a messenger RNA of Tachyglossus aculeatus (Australian echidna), 2025 nucleotides long. It is a transcript of the gene ZNF410, whose product is annotated as zinc finger protein 410. NCBI's taxonomy places the organism in Eukaryota, Metazoa, Chordata, Mammalia, Monotremata, Tachyglossidae. Gene Ontology annotation, cellular component: nucleus. Gene Ontology annotation, molecular function: transcription coregulator activity. Gene Ontology annotation, biological process: regulation of transcription by RNA polymerase II. The transcript has 12 exons. The record is from RefSeq and is a predicted model, not a curated record. Bases 207 to 1601 code for a protein of 464 amino acids.
GGCGGCCCGUAGCGGCGCGGGUGACGUGCGCUGUGGCCCUCGGUCCGACCCGUAGCGCAACCGGAAGUGGAAGGAGCAGGCGGAGCGGGAUGAAGGAGGUCCGUACCCGCCCUCGGGAAAUAUGAGAAUUCCGGGAGGGGAACGCUGACUCCAGGCCGAGCGCCCUUCCUCCUCCCAGACGGCCGCAGGGUUUGGAAGCAGAAUCAAUGUUAUCGGAUGAGUUAGAAUCCAAACCGGAGCUGCUGGUUCAGUUUGUUCAGAACACAGCCAUCCCUCUGGGCCAGGGGCUGGUGGAACCGGAGCCCAAGGACAUCGCCUGCCUGUCCCUCCUGCCCGUGACCGACACCUCAGAAUGCAGCCGGAUGCUCUUGCCAGAUGACAGCGCCAGCCAGACGCGCUCCUCCAAGGAGAUCCCUCCCUCCUCCGUGCUGCGGAGCGUCCGGGUGAGCGUGGGGCCCAACGGGGAGGAGCCGCGGGGGGCCGGGCCGGCGCAGAAAUCCCCCGGCCUCCCCUCCGGCCCGGACCCCCCGGGCCUCCUGCAGGACCUGCAGCCCGGCGACAGCACUUCCUUCAUCCUCCUCAACCUCACCAGAGCAGGCCUGGGCUCCUCGGCCGAGCACCUGCUGUUCGUUCAGGAUGAGCCCGAGGACGCCGGGGCCGACUUCCUGCCCGGCGAGGGCGCGGACAGCAGCACGCCGUGGUUCCUCCGGGUCCAGGAGCUGGCCCACGACAGCCUGAUAGCCGCCACCCGCGCUCAGCUGGCCAAGAACGCCAAGGCCGGCGGCAACGGGGAGAGCGUGCACCUCGGUCCCGGCGAGGGGCAGCCCAAGGAGCCGGCGCCCGGCCCCCACUUGCCCAGGGCGGAGAAGAGGCUCAAAUGCACCGUGGAAGGCUGCGACCGGACCUUCGUGUGGCCGGCCCACUUCAAGUACCACCUCAAGACCCACAGGAACGAUCGCUCUUUCACCUGCCCCGCCGAAGGCUGCGGGAAGAGCUUCUACGUGCUGCAGAGGCUGAAGGUGCACAUGCGCACGCACAACGGCGAGAAGCCCUUCACCUGCCAAGAGCCGGGCUGCGGCAAGCAGUUCACCACGGCCGGGAACCUCAAGAACCACCUGCGCGUCCACACCGGAGAGAAGCCUUUCCUGUGCGAGGCCGAGGGAUGCGGGCGCUCCUUCGCCGAGUAUUCCAGCCUCCGGAAGCACCAGGUGGUUCACUCGGGAGUGAAGCCCCACCAGUGCCAAGUGUGCGGAAAGACGUUUUCCCAGAGCGGGAGCCGGAACGUCCACGUGAGGAAGCACCACUCGCGGACGGGAACGCCCGGGGCCCGGGAUGGAGAGCCGAACGCCGAGUCCCUGCUGGGCAGCAGCCUGCUCGAGGCCGCGGCCCACGGAAAGAGCCUGGCGUCCAUCAGCUCCCAGCCCGGCCUCGACGUGGAGCCCCUGCAGCUCCCGGACGCCAGCCCCAUCCUGGGAGUGGCGGAGGAGGUGCUGGCCGCGGGGUCCUCCCGCCCGCUCCCCGCCACGCCGGACCAGCCCCAUCACCUGGUUACCAUGGCGACCGGGAGACAGGCGUUCGAGGUCUCCGCCUUACUGCAGUAAGUCCACAGGAGUUACUGAAGCCGGACGUCCCGUAAAGCCGGACCCGAGAGGAUGAGCGCGGGAGCCCCGGAGGAAGCGGCCUCAUCCCGCUCGACCCCCCGUCGGCUCCGAAUCCGCCGUACGCCCAUCCCGGGGGACCCCCGCUCCGCCGGACCGAGGUCGAUCCCGCUCCCAUUCCCGGGAGGGAACCGUCCGUCGCCCGGACGGAUCCGAUCCCGUCCGCCGGGGCCCGGGAGGAGGAUCGGGGUGGGGACGGGAGGCCACGGGGCGCCGGGCGGCCUCGGGAACACCUCCCCGGGCUCCCCCGUUGGCGUCGGAAACUCACGGCAGCCUGUUAAGAGGGAAUUUUUUAAUUUAAAUCCCCGGGGGACGACGGAGCCGUCGCCCGCGUCCUCCGGCAAUAAACCGCUAGCCCAGUCCGACC